CCCCCUUUUGCACUUUUCUCCGUGAUUAUGUUAUGUUUAUGUUCAAGAAGCUUCAUUAUCUCAAAUAUUUUAUUCCUUAAAAAAUCAACAAUAUGUCAUCAAUGGAAACCUCAGUUUGUAUAUUCUUGUGGGUUCUUAGUUGUCAGUGAGUCAGGUGACUACGAUUGGCUCGAUUAUAUUAAUCUGAUAAAUUUUUCUUAUUAUUAUUAGCCUUUUCGAUUCCAGCUUUGCUUCGCUUUAAAGCUUUGUUCAUAAAAAAGGAAAAUAAACUCAUAAUCCGUGAUUCGAGCGAUUUCUCAUCGAUUUUUUUCCUUCUUCUAUUUGUCUUAUUUGUCUCACAAAUUCAUCACCAUAUUCGAUAGAACAAUAUCAGAAAUUAAAUUAAAGGGUUUCUGAUUGGAGAAGAAGGUGAAACUGAAUCGAUUCGUCUCUCUCUGUAUCGGAUGAAUUAUCCUUUGAGUUACAAGAAUCUGAGACUCGUUUCAAAAUCCAUCGCUUUCAAAUGUCUUGUACUCGUUGGUAUUGCUCUGUUCUACAAAGCUCUGUUUCUCUCUUCCUCUCCCAGAAACGUUCUCUUGACUCGAGCUCGUCACACCUCAGAUUCCUCCUCAACCGAUGGAGUCAGGACAGAUAAGUUUCUCGAGGUUCCUCAGAUCGUAUGGGGACUGAACAAUCAGAAGAUAGCUUUCGCCAGAGCUUGCUUGACUGCGAGAACCAUGAACAGAACGCUUCUCAUGCCUAGCUUGAGCGCUUCCUUGUUCUACAAGGAAGUAGACAAGCUUCUUCCGAUUCCGUUUGAUAAAGUGUUUCAGUUCGAAAGGUUCAACUCUCUGUGCAGUGGGUUUGUGAGGCUAGCUCGGUUCUCUGACGUUAGAAACAGAACACAAGUGUUUGAGUUAGAGAAAGGUAGUGGAAGAAGAUGGACAGUGGAGAGAGACUUGGAACAGUUGAAACAAUCUGUAUCUAGGGAUGAGUUUGAAGUGAUCCGUGUCAAAGGGAAGAACCCCUUCUUGUGGCAUGAUCAUUGGGCUGUUAAGGAUUAUGCUAAGGUCUUUGAGUGUAUGGUUGUGGUUGAUGAGAUCUCAAGAGAAGCAGACAAAGUUGUGAUGAAAAUCAGAGAAGCAGGGGAGAAUGCAGCAAGAGGACAGGGUCCUGUUCCUUUUGUUGCGGUUCAUAUGAGGAUAGAGAUAGAUUGGAUGAUACAUUGUAAGAAGCUAGAGCAGAGGCAAAAAGUUUCAGAGAUUUGUAGUAGUAAAAGGGAGAUUAUGGAGAGAGUAGGGAACAUUUCAGGUUUAAAGACUCCCACAGUUCUUUACCUAGCAGUAGCUGAUAGCCUCUUAGAAGAGAAAGAAGAAGAAUCAUCGGUUUUAAAGGGUUGGAGGGAAGGGUUGAUACCUUUUGAGAAGAAGAAGCUUGGGGUUAAAGAAGAGGUUUAUGGAAAGUAUUCGUAUUUGAUUCAGUCUGCUAUAGAUUACGAGGUGUGUCUAAGAGCGGAUGUGUUUGUUGGUAAUAGCUUUUCGACUUUCUCUAGUCUUAUUGUUCUUGAGAGGACGCAGAAGGCGAGAAGGUUAGGGUUUGUGAGUUCUUGUGAAGAUGGUGGAAACGUGUGGAGUUCGUAUGCAUAUAACCUGGCUGGAGAAUCAGAGGGAGUUCCAAGGAGAUGGAUGACGAAUAUGACUCAUUCUAGCUUGCAAGCUAUUAGCUAUGGCUCAAACUCUGUUUCUUGUUCAAGUGAGUGAAGUUGAUAUGGAAUUAGUUUUUGGUCUCUUAUACAAUUCGUUUAUUUGUUGAGGUACAAAGCUGUGUAGAUUUUAGAUCUUUUGUUCUUCAGAUUUGUCUUCUACUAGUAACUACUGUGUGAAAAAAGAGUAAGAACUCAAAUCUUUUUUUUU
Raphanus sativus (radish) is the source of this 1892-nucleotide messenger RNA. Its product is annotated as O-fucosyltransferase 23. The record is from RefSeq and is a predicted model, not a curated record. NCBI's taxonomy places the organism in Eukaryota, Viridiplantae, Streptophyta, Magnoliopsida, Brassicales, Brassicaceae. The transcript has 2 exons. The coding region runs from base 444 to 1739 and encodes 431 amino acids. Gene Ontology annotation, biological process: pollen-pistil interaction.